GUUGACCAGAACGUCGAGAUAGGAAAGUCACUUUUUGAUCAGGAGGGUGCCAAGAUCGUCAAGGAAUUGCUGGCUAAGGCCAAAGAAAAAAAUGUCAAGAUUCAUCUGCCUGUAGAUGUUGUAGUUGGCGAUAAAUUUGCGGAAGGCGCGUCUUCCAAAGUAGUCACGCUUGCUGAAGGAGUUCCGGCAGAUCAUAUGGGUUUGGAUGUUGGACCAAAGAGUGGGGAGUUAUUCGCUGAGGUCAUUGCUCGCGCAAAAACUAUCGUUUGGAACGGUCCUCCUGGAGUUUUUGAAUUUGAGGAGUUCUCGCAUGGAACGAAGACUAUGAUGGAUGCCAUUGUUAAGGCAACUGCUGGUGGAGCUGUUACAAUCAUAGGUGGUGGUGAUACUGCAACUGUUUGUAAGAAGUUCAAUACUGAGAGCAAAGUCAGUCAUGUAUCGACUGGUGGAGGUGCUAGUCUCGAGCUUCUCGAAGGGAAAGUGCUGCCUGGAGUUGAAGCGCUCUCACCCGCUGUUUGA
This is a messenger RNA of Angiostrongylus costaricensis, 519 nucleotides long. The record is from the annotation of a GenBank genome assembly. Lineage: Eukaryota; Metazoa; Nematoda; Chromadorea; Rhabditida; Metastrongylidae.